Messenger RNA from Camellia sinensis, 2055 nucleotides. Its product is annotated as putative GPI-anchored protein At1g61900. The record is from RefSeq and is a predicted model, not a curated record. NCBI's taxonomy places the organism in Eukaryota, Viridiplantae, Streptophyta, Magnoliopsida, Ericales, Theaceae. Gene Ontology annotation, cellular component: plasma membrane.
UGGACCCACCAAGACAGAAACCCGGGAAACACAGGUGCACAGAAACAACACACCACCCCCAAUGCACCUAUCAUUUCACACUCAGGUACGGUCACACAAGAAAAGAGAGAUACACUCUCUCUCUCUCUACAUAUACAUGCAUACACACUGUAUAGCUUUAAGUCUCUGAAUCGAUUCAGGCCCAAAUAUGAUCCUGGGGUUUCUGAUUUCAAACCCUAGUAAUUGAUAGAUGACAAAUCACCUUCCAAAAGUUUGUUCCCAACUAGGCGUUUUUGCCAUCAAAAGUUGCUUCGAAUCUCUCCGAAUCAAACUUGACCAAUCAGCUCUUCCCAACUCCAGGUGUUGUUUUGUUGCAGUGAGCUCUUUUUGGGUUUAUCCUCUAAUGUAGAGGUUGCUUUCAUGAAUCUCCAUGUUGAGUGGAGCUAUGGGUUGUGUAAAGGCUUCUAUUCGUCUUGAUGGUUCCCUUUGCCAUAGGUUCAUAUUAUUCGCCAUCUGGUUAUCCAGUUUUCCAGAUAUAAUGGCGCUGGAAAUAAAGCCUACAGUGAAUCACAUUUCUUCUACAUCUGAGUUAGCCAUCCCACCUAAAAGUGGACUCUUUGAACCGAUAGAAAUAUCACCUGCUGUUAUUCCACAUUAUCCUUUUCCUGGGGAAUCUUUGCCACCUAUGUACCCUGCGUUCCCACCCACAUAUGAUCCAGUCUUGACAGGAAAAUGUCCCAUAAAUUUCUCUGCUCUUUCGGAUAUCAUGGACAAAACAGCAUCUGAUUGUUCUCAACCUCUGGCGGCUUUCAUAGGAAAUGUUAUAUGUUGCCCUCAGCUCAGUAGUUUACUCCAUAUAUUCCAGGGAUACUAUAGCACCAGUUCUGAUAAAUUGGUUUUACAAAAUGUGACUGCUAAUUAUUGUUUUUCAGAUAUCAUUAGUAUACUAGAGAGCAGAAGGGCAAACAGUUCGAUACCUACCAUUUGCUCUGUAAAAUCAUCAAAUCUUACUGGUGGAUCUUGUCCUGUGAAGGAUGUAACGACUUUUGAGAAGACGGUUAAUGCCAGCAAAUUAUUGGAGGCUUGCAGCAGUGUUGAUCCUCUUAAAGAGUGCUGUAGACCAUUUUGUCAGCCUGCAAUUAUGGAGGCUGCACUUAAGAUUUCGGCAGGACAAUCACUGAUAAGUGAUGAAAAUAUAGUUGGAGGGCCUAAUCGUAUAGAUGCUCUUAGUGAUUGUAAAGGGGUGGUGUAUUCGUGGCUUUCUAGAAAACUUCCUCUAGAUGCUGCCAAUACUGCAUUUCGAAUAUUAUCUUCCUGCAAAGUCAACAAGGUUUGUCCUUUGGAUUUUAAGCAACCAUUGGAAGUAAUUAAAUCAUGCCGUAAUGGAGCUUCUCCAAGUUCUUCAUGUUGUAGCUCCUUAAAUACUUACAUUGCGGGGAUACAAAGACAAAUGUUAAUUACGAAUAGACAGGCCAUAAUGUGUGCAACAGUGUUUGGGUCCAUGCUCCGAAAGGGCGGGGUCAUGACAAAUGUUUAUGAGCUUUGUGAUGUUAGUUUGAAGGAUUUUAGUCUCCAAGCAUAUGGACAAGAAGGAUGUUUGCUUCGCAGCUUACCUACAGAUCUGGUGUUUGACAAUCCAGCAGGUGUCAGUUUCACAUGCGACUUGAGUGAUGAUAUUCAAGCUCCAUGGCCUUUGUCAUCGUCUGUUACAUCCUUCUCUCUUUGUGCUGCUGAGAUGUCGUUGCCUGCACUACCGACAUCGGAGACUUUGGGAAGUUUUGGCUAUCAAAGUGGUGGAUUCAAAUUCCUUGUACCCAUCUUUUCUUUUUUUGUUCAGUACAUUAUUGUGCUGAUUAAUUUUAACUGAGGGCCAAUCCAGUUUGAAUCGUCUUUUUGAAAUGCACUUUUGGGUGGUUCUGAUUCCUUGUAUAGUUUUAGUUUCCUUUCAUGUAUAGCUGUUGUCCUUUUUGGUUAUUAGCUCUCAAGUUAUGUAGUUCUGGAACCUGAUAUGGAGGAUUGACGUGAUGUUUCUAACUAGGGGGGUCUGGUAUGGAUUCCCGGACCCCAGCUUUUAAA